CCGCAGGCUUCAUCACAUCGCCCGACCUCAAAUUCUUCGGUGCUCCACUAGAGCCUCGAGGAAAUUUGGAGAUACCGAAAAUGGGAUCGAAAACUCCAUUGACAAGGUGACCAUACGGUGCAUUCAUAUCAUAAAUACCACCUACCGACCUUGCUGGAUGGGAACCCUCCGAGUCGGCUGCAUCUCACGCGCGGAAAAUUGAGACUUGACAAACCCCGGGCUGAAUCAACCCAACAACGACCAUCAUGGCACCUGAGCUAUCCUCGAACUGGAAGAAACUCCAAGAACAGCUAAAGGCAGCGCCUGGGGCAGCCAAGCCUGGGGUGAAAAGGAAGGCCACAGACCCGUCAACAUCAACCAAAGAUUCGCUGCCCAGGAAGAAGCAAAAACCUUUGGCACCACCCAGCACAAAGCGGCCGCCACCACCACCCUCCAAGAAGGCGGCCGCGACACAGACGGCACCGCUCUCCGGCGGCGGCGGCAGCAACGGGAUGGGCGUGUCCCAGAGCUCCCGCGUCACCCACGCCGCGCCCACCAGCGUCACGCCCUCGCUCGCCCUCUGGGCCGAGGACAAUGACAUCUCGGCCGAGGCCGUCGCCGAGGCCUACGGCCUGGGGCUCCGGGGCGACUCGGCGCUCCGGGGCGCCCCGUCCAGGCCCAACGAGGGCCUCGCCCCGGGCUUCGAGGAGGGAGGGGGCGGUCAGCAGGAGGACGGGCAGCAGCAGCGGCUCGGCAAGUACGUCGGCAUCGACUGCGAGAUGGUGGGCGUCGGCGACGGCGGCCACGAGUCGGCGCUGGCGCGCGUCAGCCUGGUUGACUUCCACGGCGCCCAGGUCUACGACUCGCUCGUGCGCCCGCGCCAGCGCGUCACCGACUGGCGCACCCACGUGAGCGGCGUCGGCCCACGCGACAUGGUCGCCGCGAGGCCGUUCGCCGACGUCCAGGCGCAGGUCGCCGCCCUGCUUGCGGGGAGGAUCAUCGUCGGCCACGACGUCAAGCACGACCUCGCCGCCCUGGAGCUGGACCACCCGCACCGGGCCGUCAGGGACACGGCCAAGUUUUCCGGCUUUAAAAAGUACGGCCACGGGCCCAAGCCGGCGCUGCGCGUGCUGUCGCGGGAGAUCCUGGGCCUCGAGAUACAGGACGGGACGCACUCGAGCAUAGAGGAUGCGCGCGUCGCUAUGCUGCUCUUCAGGCGGUACAAGUCACAGUUUGACGUCGAGUGUAUGAACAAAUUUUCGGAGCCCGGCUCGCAGCCUUCAAAAAAGGGCGCGUCUGCAAAGAAGAAGACCAAGAAGAAAAAGAAGAACUGAUCCACAUUGAUGUGCUUGGGCCGGGUGGCUUCGAGGAAUGAAAUAGUAAGUAUUAGAUACCCAGACAGGCGAGAGUUCUCUCCCGAACCAGUUGCCAACAUACAGCAUGGAAAUACGUAUGUAACUUCUCGCUGCCAUGACCAUUUCGUAACUGCCUUUAGUAUUGCCAAAUACCUUUCUUCGUGGGCGCCGAGACUCAGUGCAGGACCUGAUGGGGAACCUAUCCAAUAACUGAUGACCACUAUUACCUCGCGAGGUAUUUCCAAAUCUACCGCAAAGCAGAACACCUCCCGACCGUACUUCUUACAAUGGAAUUCCCUCCAUCAGCUCCAUCGCGCCUUCUCGGCCGACAGUUAUUAUCGCAUCUCCCAAUGUCUUGGUGAGAAACCCGGCCUCACAUCGCGAGGGGCAAAAACAGUCGUCUUCUCUUACCUCCCACUUCCUUCUGAAAACGUCCAUCUCUUGCUCCGUCAUGUCGGCGUGUUCUUUCUUCAGCGCCGGUCUGAUCCUGGCGUCAAAGCUGCCGAGAAAGCUUUCUUUCCAGAGACGGAGGGUCUUGGUGUAGUGUCCGCCGAUGUUCUCAACUCUCUCUACUAUAAGCGUGCCAUGGGACUCCUUGGUGAUAUGAUGGAGAAGCUGUGUGGUCGAGGGAAGGUAGCCUCCAGGGAAAAUGUACUUGUUUAUAAAGCUUGCCAGAUCUCGUCAGUUUCUCGUGUUCCACAUACAGAUCUGAUAUCGAAAAGCUACACAGCAUUAGCUCUG
Molecule: messenger RNA, 2075 nt
Organism: Gaeumannomyces tritici R3-111a-1
Lineage: Eukaryota; Fungi; Ascomycota; Sordariomycetes; Magnaporthales; Magnaporthaceae
Product: RNA exonuclease 4
Exons: 2
Coding region: 246-1313 (355 amino acids)
Biological process (GO): rRNA processing; ribosomal large subunit assembly
Cellular component (GO): nucleus
Molecular function (GO): nucleic acid binding; 3'-5' exonuclease activity
Source: RefSeq, a predicted model, not a curated record